CUGAAGCCGGCGGCGGCGCCGAUGCCGCUCUCCUCCACCGCCUGCUGGGCUUUCACGGAGUAACCUUAGAAAUUGUAAUAACGCAGACAGUGCGGAGACUUCAGCUGGUCUGCCUACCCCUUAAAUGUUCUCAAUAAAGACGCUUAUUGACGCGGGAAAGGCACGAUGAUGUCGCUCUCGGGGACGAAGACCAAAGGUCAGCAGGCGACAACUAGUCUGACAGCAGGAUAAACCCGGGUGAAAAUAGCAAGUAUUACAGUGGAAUCCGCCUUGCUUUGAGAUCCGUGCUCUGCUAUUGGAAGCAGGGGAGAUAUAUGAAAAACAGCACGGAGCGGAGGGAUACUCCACAUCUCCACAUCUGUUUCGGAUGCUCCAAAUGAGUGUACCUGCAGCAACUGCACAGAAAUCAGACGGCAACAACAGUGAAAUGCAAUCAGCUGCAGUGGCUCCCUCCUUCAUCCCCAGCCAGUCGGGGAAGAUACCGGGCAGGAAGAGAGGGAGACCCCCACUCCGCAAUGUGGCCAAGAUGGAUUUUCCUAACCGUUACCCAGAAUCACUCCCUCCACUCAAGGUGCCAAAGAAGAGGGGGAGAAAGCCGGGCUUCAAGCUCAAACCCAGGAUGGUGAUGACGCCGCUGGCUAUUUCUCCACCCAGCAGCACCCCUGAGCCUGAUAUGAGCUCCAUUCCUCAGGAUGCUGCCACCAUCCCCCACUCUGCCACGCCCCAGGUGCUCACAGUCUGUAUCUACAUCAACAAGCAGGCCAACACGGGCCCCAAUCUGGACAGGAAGAAGAUCCAGCAGCUCCCUGAUCACUUUGGACCCGACAGGCCCUCCGUGGUGCUGCAGCAGGCCGUCCAAGGCUGCAUCGACAGCGCCUUCCAGCAGAAAACGGUGUUCACUCUCCUCACGCAAGGCUACGGGGGAGAAAAAAUAUCAGCCACAUUUGAUGGGAAGCAGCACCUUCUGAGCCUCCCCGUGGUGAACAGCAUCGACUAUGUGCUUCGUUUUCUGAAGAAACUCUGUCGCAGCUUGCACUGUGAAAACCUCUUCAGUGAUCAGCCCAUUACCCAGCACAGUGGUGGCUCCUACCAGUCAGAUGCUGAAACAUCUAUGGCCGAGGACUACCAUUUAGACCAGGCAGACGGCAAACGCUACUCCGUGGACCCCGGCGACUCUGCUUUCAGCUCCAUAAGCUCGUCCUACUCACCAAAGACCUCCUACGGGUUCCGUUCUUCACAGCAGUUCUCCAAUGGCUCGGCCUCCAUGAGCAUGUGCCGGCAGUCGUCCACCAGCCCAAACACGUUCCCAGAGAGCAACAGGACUGGAGGUUAUAACGCGUCUCCAGAAUCCCAGGAGUCCAAAGCUCCACCCAAUAAGGACCCAUCCACCUGGUCUGUGGAAGAUGUUGUCUGGUUCAUCAGGGAUGCGGACCCCCAGGCUCUUGGCCCCCAUGCGGACGUCUUUAGAAAACAUGAGAUCGACGGAAACGCUUUGUUACUCCUAAAGAGCGACAUGAUCAUGAAGUACCUCGGACUGAAGCUGGGUCCGGCCUUGAAGCUUUGCUACCACAUCGACAAACUAAAGCAGACUAAGUUCUGAAAACCUUACGCGGUAUAUCUCCCCCCUUGAAUCCAAGAGUACAUUUGAGUAGGGUCAAGCCUGGGGACACCAGGUCUUGGGUCCCUAGGCAUGAGGCGAGUCACUUUCUCUAGGGUCCCCAGAAGCGGGGGUCACUUCCUUUUGUGCCGCUAACAUAAAAAGGUAAAAAAGGCAACUACCUUUACGGUUAAUUUAACUCCUUUUUGCUCCGAAUGAGGAAGAAACAAUGCCAUGUAAAGAAAUGUGCUACAGGUGAAAUAAAAAAUUCAAGAAAGCCACACAAAGAAUUAAAUGUUCAGUAAUACUGGACAGAUUUGGAAGUCUUUUAUGAAGACGUUUGUAACUGACAUUUGCAUUUUAACAAUAGGAAAGUGUGAAAAAAUUAGGAGUAGCGCAGGGUUUGAGUAGGAUCCAACUUACUGCUGAUAUUAAUGGUGACAUAAUAGGGCUAACAUGAAUGUUAUCUUCUCCAACAUCACCUGCAUUUUAUAUGACGUCAACCAGGCUGUAUUUUUUAAUAUUGUAUUAUUUCGUUCACAGUUAACACGAUAAAAAAAAGCGGAUUUGGCUGUUUUUGUUUUUGUUUUGUUUUAUACGUUAACACUACUUUUUUGGCCACUUGGGGGCAGCGGAAGCAAGUUAUGAAAACUGUCAUAUCGUCACCUUUUCACCUGUAUCGGGUACUUGUUAGCAAACACUUACUUAAUUACAUAUCCAGAAGUGAUGAAGCAACAUAAUCAUUCAUUUUGGAGCGUUUCUGACCACGUGGCGGAUGUGGUCGCUUUCGUUUAGCUUUGUUUUUGGUCUUUUUGGAUAUAUUUUGCGCCUUGGCUGCUAGCAGCUAGUCUUUAACUGUUUCCGUCUAAUCUUUGGUGCUGAGCAGGUUGUGUCCAGUGGGUUUUUAAAGUUUUUUUGCUGAAAACAGAUGCCUACUGCGGCCAGAAACAAACGCUAAGAGAGGUGAGAGUGAACCGAAACAGUCGUGGGCCGGACAGCGAAACAAUGAACUGAAACUCACUAUUAAGCUCUGUGAAGCCGAGGGGAGCUGCAGAUUCAGGUGAUAAUUCUCUGUGGGUUCAUAGCUUUGAGCAACUGCUCUCACAUUGUCCCAGUGUCUGUAGUUUGAUACACUGUUAUAAUAAAACAUUGAUUAUAGCCACUUUAAAGUGUUGAGCAGAGAAGCUCAGUGAAUGUUCUCAAAUCUGGUUAAAUAAAGGGGAACGAAAAGGGUAAUAACAGCAAAGUGACGUCCCUCACUUCUGGGGACCCUAAAAGAAGUGGGGACCCUACUCUCGUUCCGUUGGAUCCUGUUUCCCACACCUGGGAUCUACAGACUUGAGGGCCGCAGUUGGAACCCCUUAGUACAGAUUUUUUUGAAGAUUUUCAUGAUGUCAUGUAGCGAUGAUCACAAAUUCAACCCCUCUCUCUUUUUCUCUCUCCCAUCUUUAAAUUACUUUCUCAACUUUUGGCACAGAUUUUGAAAUAAAAACCUUCAGACUGUGGAAUGCAUCCACCACACACGUUAACGUAAAUGUAACGAGCAGCACAUCUGUUGGCUGCAUGCAGAUUUAUAUAUAUACCUUAAGACUACUUUCACUUUGUCAAAUCUCACUAUAGGAUCUUGUUUACUCGUGUUUAUCAAGCAGAACACAUAUCUAUAACUGUACUGAAAAAUGGUGCAUUAAAUACUACAUUGCUUUUUGAUUGAGAGAUUUAGAAAAUCGUUUUGAUACUAUUUUUUCACAUUACUGUGUAACAAAAAAGUAAUGCUCCCAUUGGAUUUGUCAUUCUUUUUUAUUAUAAUUUUAAUAUUAAAAAAAACCCAGUAUAACCUGAACAAGACAUAACAAUAUAGAAAGACAGUAGCUCUCUUGUUAGUAUAUAUGUAAAGAAAAAUGAGAGCAUCGUGAACGUGAUAUAUUUAUGUUUCAAUAUGCAAAAUUGUUACAUGCCAAUUAUCUCCAUAGGCUCUUCAUGUAUGCUCAUUAGAACAUUUUUUAUUUCAUAUGUUUCUAUGUUUUUAUCCAGCAUCAGUGUUGAUACGGAAGUUGUCAAAACACGUGGAACACGUAAAUGUUACACUAAGAAAAACCUAAAUGGCCAUGUAAAUGGGUAUAUAAUAUAGUAUUGCUUUUGUAUACCACUUUUGGUGUACAGUAUGCAUCCUUUUUUAAUCAAUUAACCUUUGUAAGUGAAUGCUGCUGUAAAGAUAUUACAUGUAAGCCAUGCCUAGUGAGAUCAAGCUAAGGUGUUUUAUUUUGAAAAUCACUAUGAAUAAGAGUUUUAGAGAAAGCUGAGUGGAUCAGUCCUCUAUGCUGGUGCUAAAAGUUAUCUAUGUAUUUAACUGUUUGCUUUUGUGUUUGUGAGAUGUAAAGGAAAUCUUAUGUGUAUACUGUACU
Molecule: messenger RNA, 3999 nt
Organism: Xiphias gladius (swordfish)
Lineage: Eukaryota; Metazoa; Chordata; Actinopteri; Istiophoriformes; Xiphiidae
Product: sex comb on midleg-like protein 4
Exons: 9
Coding region: 368-1600 (410 amino acids)
Molecular function (GO): protein binding
Source: RefSeq, a predicted model, not a curated record